Molecule: messenger RNA, 15525 nt
Organism: Cebus imitator (Panamanian white-faced capuchin)
Lineage: Eukaryota; Metazoa; Chordata; Mammalia; Primates; Cebidae
Gene: LRRC18
Product: leucine rich repeat containing 18
Exons: 2
Coding region: 6731-7522 (263 amino acids)
Molecular function (GO): protein binding
Source: RefSeq, a predicted model, not a curated record
CUGCUAUUUUUUGUAAACUGUGCUUUUGACUAACUCAAAGUCAUGACUUUGUUCUUCAUUUUCUUUUCAGUUUUAUGGUUUUACAUUUUACAUUCAAAUCUAUGAUCCAUUUUGAGUUAAUGUGAAUUAAUUAGGCCAAGGUUCAAUUUUUUGCAUAUAAAUAACCAAUUUCAACAAUAUUUGCUGAAAAGGUCAUUGUUUCUCUAUUGAACUUUGUUUGACUUUUUGUCAAAAAUCAGUUGACCAUUUAGCCAUGUUUGUGUAGAUCUACUUCUGGACUUUACUUUCCGUUCCAUUGACCUAUGUACCUGUCCCAUCACCAAUACCACAUGCUGUAAAUUUUAAAAUUGGGAAGCAUAAUCCCAACUCUAUUACUCUUUUUCAAAAUUAUUUUUCAUUUCUAGUUUUUUUCCUUUGAUAUAAAUUUUAAAAUCUAUUAAUUCAUAUGUGUAAAAAAUCCUGCUGUAAUCUUGAUUAGACCAAUUUGGGAAGAAUUGACAUUAAGUCAUCCAAUUCAUGGACAGGGUAUGUUUCUCCAUUUAUUUAGAUCUUCUUUGCUUUCUUACAUCAGUAUUUUAUAAUUUUUAUUAUAAAAAUGCUGCAUGUUUUUGUUACUUAUGUGAAAUAUGGAAGUAUUUUAUUUUUUGGAGCAUUAUUAUUUUUCAAAAUUCAGUUUCCAAUUGUUAAUAGCUCAUAUAUGGAAAUGCAAUGGGGGUUUUGUGUGCUAACCUUAUAACCUAUGACCUUGUUAAACUCACUUAUUAGUUCCAAGAGUGCUUUUUAAAUUCUGUGGGAUUCUCUAUCUGGACAGUCAUGUCAUCUGUGCAUAGGAACGGUUUUAUUUCAUUCUUUUCUGUCUGCAUGCCUUUUAUUUUUUUGCAUUAUUACAAUGGUUAGAAUUUCCAAAGUAUUAUUGAACAGACAUAGAGUGUGUUCUCUUACCUUAUUCUGAAACUUCAAAGAAGAACCUUCAGUCCUUCACCAAAUAUGAUAUUAGCUCUAAUUUUUUUUGUGGAUGGUCCUGUAGCCAGAUAAGGAAGAACCUUUCUAUUACCAGUUUGCUGAGAGUUUUUAAUAACUAAUGGAUGUUAAAUUUGUCAGAUGUUUUUUCUGCAUAAAUUUAUAAGGUAUUUUUUUCUUUUCAGUCUGUUAAUAUAGUACAUUAACUGAUUUCCAAGUAUUGAGUAAGCUUGAGUUGUCAAUUCUUUUUAUAUGUUACUGGAUUCAAUUUGCUAAUAUUAUGUUGAAGAUUUUUAUAAUUACGUUCAAAAAGGUUAUUGGUCUGAAGAUCUCUUUCUUAUAUUGUCUUUGUGUGAUUUUAGCAUCAGGGUAAUGCUGACAUCAGAAAAGUUGAGAAUUGUUCUCUAGUCUAUUUUUUUGAAAAAGAUCAUGUCAAAUUGCUAGUAUGUCUUUGUAAUUGUCUGAAUGCUUGUGUCCCCUGAAAAUCUCUGUGCUGAAACUCUAACCUCCAAUGUGAUGGUAUUAGAAAGUGAGGCAUUUGAGAGGAAAUUAGAUCAAGAGGGUGGAGACUUCAUAGAUGAAAUUUGUACCCUUACCAAAAGGGUCCCAGACAACUGUUUUGCUCUCUUUCUACCAUGUGAUGUCAUAGCAAUCAAACACCUAUGAACCAGGUAGCAUGCUCUUAACACAUGCCAAAUCUGCCAAUGACUUGAUUUGGACUUCCCAGCCUCUGGAACAGAGAGAAAUAAAUUUACAUUGUUUAUAAGCCACCUAGUCUGUGGUACUUUGUUACUGUAACCUGAGUGGACCAAGACAGUCUUCUUUAAAUGUUUGAUGGAAUUUAGCAAUUCUACCAACAUUCUAUUCUAUCAAUAACGUGGGGCUUCGGGUUUUCUUUUCCGAAAGGUUUUCAAUGAUAAAUUCAAUUUCUUCAAUAAAUAGAGGUCUAUUUGGGUUUUCAUUCCUUCAUAAGUAUUUAGUAGUUUGUAGUUGAUCUUAUCUAAGUUCCUCUUUUUUCAGAGUUGUUUGUAUUGUUCUCUUAUUGGGUUUUAGUAAAUCCUCCCUUUAACUCCUGAUAUUUGUAAUUUGGCUUCUCUUUCUUUUUUUUAAAUUGUGAAUCUGGCUAUUUGUUUCAUUAAUCUUUUCAAAGAACCAGCUUUUUUGUACAAUUUCAACUCCUGUAAAUUUGUUAAGGUUUGUUUCAUGACCUGAAAUAUAGUCUGUGUUAGUGAAUAUUCCAUAUGUACCUGGAAAAGAGUUUGUAUUCUGCAAUUGCUGGGUAGAGUGCUUUGCAAAUGUCAGAUUCAGUUGGUUGAUGGUAAUAGUGAGUUAUUCUAUACUAGUAAUUCUCAUCUCCAGGCAAUUUUGCUCCCCAGUGGACAUUUGGCAAUGUCAAGAGACAUUAUCGAUUGUUAUAACUAGUGGGCAGCUAUUGGCAACCAGUGGGUAGAAUCUCCUGGCCUUACUCUGCUAGACAUUUUAUGAUGCACAAGACAGGUCUUCCCACAAGCCCUGUCACCACCCCAUGCCUGCUGAUAACAAAGAAUUAUCUGGUCUAAAAUGUCAAUAGAGCCAAGGUUGAGAAACCCUUUUCCUUGCUGAUUUUCUCUCUACCUGUUCUAUUGACUGCUGAGAGACAAAUACUGAUAUCUCCAACUCUAAUGGUAAAUUUUUGCUUUAAAUUUUAUAUUUUUGCUUCAUUUAAAUUGAAGCUUUGCUGUUUGGUACAUGCAUAGUUAGGAUUUUUUUGUCUCAUUGGUUAAAUGCUCAUUUUAUUAAUAAGUAAUGAUCUUCUUCAGCUAAAUUUUCUUUUUCUGAAAUAUACUUUGCCUAAUAUUAAUGAAGUCACUACAUCCUUCUUUUAGUGUUUGCAGGGUAUGUCUUUUUACAUUCUUUUAGUUCAACUCACUUUUAUUUAUUUAAAGCAGAUUUUCUUUAUAGAUAACAUAUAAUUGAGUCUUUUUCUUUUGUAACCCGUGUCUUUAUUAAAAGAUUAUGGUGUAUGAGGUCACUUUCAUUUAAUGUAAGUAUUGCUAUGUUUGAAUUUCAGUCUAUCAUUUUAAUAGUUGUUUUCUGAUUGCUCCCUCUGUUCCCUUUUCCUGCUUUUGUAUUAUUUUGCUUUCCUUCUUUUGUAUUUAUUUGAAUUUUUAAGGUCUGUUUUAUUUCCAUUUAUACAUUUAGUUUUUUACUAUUUAACGUAUCUUUUUAUAUAUUGCCCUAGUGAUUGCUCUAAGGAUUAAAGUAUACAUACUUCACAGCCUUCUUAGAAUAAAUCUUUCACCACUUCAAAAGCAGUAUAAAACUCUUACCACCAUAUGGGUCUCGCUGCCUUUCCCAUUAUGCAAUAGUUGUCAUGUAUGACAUCUACAUACCUUGACAACUGCAUCACACAGUGUUAUUUUUCUUUCAAUCACAUACAUAUUUUAAAGGUAUUUAGAAGAGAAAAAUACUCAUUUACUCAGAUAUUUAGCAUUUCCAUUGCAUUUCCUUUAUCCCCAAAGUUCUAAGCUCCUUUUUAGUACAGUUUCCCUUUCAUCUGAAGAACUUCCUUGGGCAUAUCUUUCACAGCAGCUGAGUUAGUGGCAAAAGCUUUUAUUUUUCACCCAUCUGAGAAUGUCUUUAUUUUGCCUUCAUUUAUAAAGGAUACUGUUGCAGUCUGGGUUGAACACCUUCUGAAAAAUGCAUCCUUAGGAGAUUUCAUCAUUGUGUGAACAUCAAAGAGUGCACUUACACAAACCUAGAUGGUAUACCCUACUACAGAUCUAGGAAGACUAGAUGGUUUAGCCUAUUUCUCCUAGACUGCAAACUUGUACAGCAUGUUACUGUACUGAACACUAUAGGCAAUUGUAACACAAGAGUAAGUAUUUGUGUAUCUAAACAUGGAAGAGGUAAAGUGAAAUUACAGUAUCAUAAUCUUAUGGGACAGCUGUUGUGUAUUCAAUCUGUUAUUGACCAAAACAUCAUUAUGUGGCACAUGACUGCACACACACACACACACAUAUUUUUAAAGCAGGACUUUUUACUUUUAAAAAGCACCUAGGUCUAUAGUAGGCUAUACCAUUUAGGUUUGUGUAAAUACACUCUUUGAUGUUCACAUAAUGAAGAACUCACAUCUGCCUUUAAACAGAGGCAGCUCAGGGUGAGUCCAGGGUUGCUACACAACUUUUGGAAUCACUUUUCCUGAAUUCCUUUCCCAUUGCAAUCUCUCUGACACUCUGCGACUCCCAGGAGCAUCUCUUCUCUCCCGACUUGUUGGUCUUCUGGCUGGAUUUUGUUUUCUAAAUCUGAUGCACACUUCUUGCAACUGUUUUUGCCUCUAGUGCCAAGUGGCAGUAGGGUAGAGAAAACAAAGCAAGCCCCCCGCUCUGAAGACCACAGUUUGAUCAAAGAAAAUGGUUCUCUUCUCCCAGUUUCUAGGUGCCUGUCUGGAUGACUCCAGGGACACAGAGUGGCCUGGGAUGAGACAGGAGAGAAGUAAACAAACAAGCAAACAAACAAACAAACAAAAAACAGAACACAAAACAGAUUUUCCCCACUGUCUCUGAACCUUAAAACUCCCUUUCCUGUUCCUUGGACCAGAAAAAGAGGCCCUUGUUGGAAAUCAGAAAUCUUUCUGUCCUCAUCUGGUCCAAAGUUUUGUGUUCUGUGCUGCCCUUGAGUCCAGGCCAAGGGAAAUGGUUAAGCGGAGAAAAGGGAGUCCAGGAAACUUGUGUCCAGAUUGGUCCUUACUUUGAGUUAUGGAUUUCUUCUCCAAUCUGCCUGAUACCAUUUAUCUCAGAAUCCCCAGAGUGCCUCCCUGUGCAUUCUGCCCAAGGCCUUACUUGCUUUCAGGAGUUUGGUGGGACCAAGUGAGCAUACCCAAUCUUAACUGGACUUGGACUCCACUUUGCUUAUUAAGCUGCUUUAUCCAAUCUGGCUUCUCACAGCUGAGUGAUAUAAACAGUUCCAUAUUGAUGAAUAUGGUGCUGGCUCUGGAAACCAGCCAAUUAUGCCUGAAAGUGGGGGGUCCACCAUUUUUAAAGAAUAGGGUCAGCUGACAAGGCCUCUGUAAAUGAACAUCAUUGCUGCCGAGAGCUAAAAAUUCUGUCGUUGGUUUACUGUGGAGACCACCAUCUACCCCAGAGGGCUGUGAUCCAGCAGGCCUUGCACAGGGUGGGACCCUGUGACCCUUCAGCUACGAGUGGUGAUAGUGGGAUCUACACUUAGCACAAGUGUGAGACAGGCUUGUACACAUUUCUCUUUGACACUGAGCAUUCCUGGGUGAGGAAAACCUGUGACAAUAUGCUUGCACAGCCUGAUUGCUCAAUAUGCACAUGCUAUAUGAACUUGGGUCACAAUAAAAGGUGUAGGUGAUAAAGUACAGAAACUGUAGAGCACCUCUCUCAGCCCAUCCCUGCAGGGAACAGAGGCAAUGCAACUUUGUGUCUCCCAAGGGCAUACUUUUGCCUAGUUCGGGAAUCUUGGUCCAAAAAAAAAAAAAAAAUUUGCAAGCACGAGGCACUGAGUUGUUGAAAAGAAAAUGGGUUCCCAGAACCUAACAGAGCAGAGUUGCAUCCUCUUCCUGGCUGCAGACCUUCCUCACUUCUGAGCCUUGGUCUCUCUAUGAUGGGGUAAUGCUGUGGAUCUUGCUGUUGAGGUUUAGAAACAAUAUGUAUAGCAAUUUUUAAUAACUAACAUUAAUCAAGCUAUUACUAUGCACUAGGCACUGUUAUAAGUGCUUUAUAGUAUUGGGUAAUUUACACUGCCUCAGAGCUCUAUAAGAGCGUCUGUUUUCACAAAUGAGGAAACCCAAGCACUGGGAAUUUAAGAAGAUUGUGAGUAGCAGAGCUGGACUUCUAAGCCAAGCAUACAGAAGACAGAAUCCCCAUCACAUCACACCGACAUUCUGUUUCCCCACACUGAGGCAGUCAUGGCGAUUUAUCAAGUGUCUGUGCAGAGGAGUUGAAGUCCAUUGUGAAGGAUGUGAGAGGAGGAGGGAAGGGGUAGGAGACGGAAAAGACAGCAUUCUCCGUGAGCUUUGCCAGUACCCACCAUCCCCCUGUGUGCUCAUGAGGACACUCAAGCACUGGGAAUUUAAGAAGAUUGUGAGUAGCAGAGCUGGUGCACCCUGGUACCCCUGAGCUGAACAACAGGCUUUUCUGCAUGACUCCUGUUGCACUGUAGCCCGGGCCUGACUAGUUCCUCUGAGCCCAUGAAGGAAAGAAGGAUGUGAGAAGUAGAUCUUAGUACCCACACUAUUCUGUAAGAUCCAGGCUUCUGUUGGCUUUGAAAACUCAGCAGGCCCUCCCCGGAAACUUGUAUGAUAACUUAAGGAAAGCCUAGCUUUAUGUGGGGGUCGAGAAACGGGCAUAUAUCCAAGAACACAUACACACACAUGACUGUGGGUGGGGGCAUAUGGGAAAGUCCAGGACAGUGGAGGGGAUUUAUAGUCAGGGCCCGGCACAGCUAGGGGGACAUGUAGUGUCCUUCAGGCCGACCCUGCACUUCCUAUUUAAACAACCAAGAAAUUAAAAUCUGAAGAAGGCACAUAGUUUGCUGACAAUCUAUGGCUAAGCUGGGUCCACUUCGCCCUGACUUCUCUCCGCCAUCCUCUUUCUUGCUUUUAAAAUCAUUAGAGAGUGAAGCGUCAUGAUGUGGGGGAGCCCAGUGCCCUCUGGCAUCUUCUAACCAGAUGUUUUCUUAUCUUUCAGCAGUUUCUCAUGAUUUUUCCUCACACUGAUAACUAUCCAAUCAGAACAACAAACUUCUAUCACCCACUUACUAAAAGAACAUGGCUAAGGGUGGGAAAGGCCCCAAGGGCAAGAAGAUUACCCUCAACGUGGCCAAGAAUUGCAUCAAAAUCACUUUUGAUGGGAGAAAGCGCCUUGACUUGAGCAAGAUGGGAAUUACCACCUUCCCUAAGUGCAUCCUGCGCCUCAAUGACGUGGAUGAGCUGGACCUUAGCCGGAAUCUGAUCAGGAAGAUCCCUGACUCCAUUUCCAAGUUCCAGAACCUCCGGUGGCUGGACCUGCACAGCAACUACAUCGACAAGCUGCCUGAGUCCAUCGGCCAGAUGACCAGCCUGCUCUAUCUCAAUGUCAGCAACAACCGGCUGACCAGCAACGGGCUGCCUGUGGAGCUGAACCAACUCAAGAACAUCCGCACUGUGAACCUAGGCUUGAACCACCUGGACAGCGUGCCCACCACGCUGGGGGCCCUGAAGGAGCUCCACGAGGUAGGGCUCCAUGACAACCUGCUGAACACCAUCCCCACGAGUAUCUCCAAGCUCCCGAAGCUGAAAAAGCUCAACACAAAGCGGAACCCCUUUCCAAAGCCAGACGAGUCGGAAACGUUCAUAGACUCCAUCAGGAGGCUGGAGAAUUUGUAUCUGGUGGAGGAGAAGGAUCUGUGUGCAGCAUGCCUGAGAAAAUGCCAAAAUGCCCGGGACAAGCUGAAUAGAAUAAAGACCAUGGCCAUGACAACGCCGAGAAAGGCCAUCUUUUCCAACCUGAUCUUACCCAAUUCCACGGCCAAGGAGUCCCAGGAAGACUGGAGUGCAAAUCUGCAUUACAAACAUCACUGAAUUUACUCACUUGCUGAAUCCUACAAUAGAUACAAUGCAGUACUGGAAUUGCUAUGACAACACCACCAACAACAAAUGAAGAAGUUCAAAAUUCCUUUGCCAUUCUUCUCCUUUAGAAUAUAUCCCAUUCAGGGUGUUAUAAUCCAAAAGCUGUAUUCAAAAUCACUUGAAUCAUUUUUUUUCUCUCUGUGUAAUUAUAUAAUCUAGUUUGCAUACAGUUAAGUGUGUCUGUUUGUAUUUACUUUUGUGUUCCUUCCAUUCUUGCUUUUUACUGUUUUUUCAAUAUAUGAAACAUUAACAUCCUUCGAAAGUAGAAAAAAAAAAAGCCUUUAAGACUUAAAAGGCUUACUGCCUCUACAUUUCACUCAGCCUGGUACAUCUCAAUGCCAGUAGUCUGUGAUAAGUUACAUAGGCAUCAUGAGAUACUGAUAUGGUUUGGGCAUUUGUCCCCGCCAAACCUCAUGUUGAGAUUUGAGUCUCAACGUUAGGAGGUGUUUGGGUCAUGCGGAGGGAUCCCUCAUGAAUGGCCGGGUGCCAUCCUCUUGAUAAUGAGUGAGUUCUCGCUGUAUUAGAUCCUGUUGAAAACUGAUUGUUAAAAAGAGCUUGGCACCUUCCUCUUCUAUCUCUCUUUCUUCCUGUCACCAUGUGAUGCCUUUUCCCCUUCAUCUUCCACCAUCAGUGGAAGCCCCUAUACCCGCACCAGAAGGCAAUGCUGGCGCAAUGCUUCCUGUACAGCCUGCAAGAACCAUGACCCAAAUAAACUUCUUUAGUUAUAAAUUGCUUAGUGUCAAGUAUUCCUUUGUAACAAUGCAAAUGGAUUAAGACAGACACCUCAGGCAACUCCAAUUUAUACAAAAAGUUAUAUAGAAAAAUAUGCUGAAAAUACUACAGAUAAAGUAGAAUUUAUCAAAUAUUUCAGUGGUACAUAGGUAGGCAGGAAAAAGAAAACAGAGAAAUGAACAACAGGAAAAAACAGAAAACAAAAAAUAAAAUGGCAGACUUGUAUUCUAAUAUUUUGAUUAUUACAAUAAAUGUAAAUGAUCUGCUUUAUUUGUAAUGACCACAAAAUGGAAACAACCAAAUAUUGCUCAAUGCACAAAUUGUUAAACAAACUCUGGUAUAUUCCUAUCAUGGAAUACUACUCAGCAAUAAAAAGGAACAGACCAUUGGUACACACAAGGACUUGAAUGUAUCUCAAUGGCACUAUUAGCAAAGAAAAAAUGUCCAUCUGCAAAAGUCACUUAAUGUAUGAUUCCAUAUACAGAACAGUCUCUAAAUGAUAAAAUAAUAUACAUCAAAAACAGAUUCAUGAUUCUCAGGAUUUAAGGAUGGUGGGGGAAGACAGGGGCAGGCAUGACUGUAAAGUGGUAGCACAGAGGUAUCUUUGUGGUGAUAAAAUAACUGUGUAUGCCGAUAGUGAUGGUAGUUACUCAAAUCUAUACGUGAUAACAUGACAAAGAACUAUGCAUAUACAUGUACCAGUGUCAAUGUCCUGGUUCUGAAAUUGUACUAUGGUUAUGUAAAAUGUAACCAUGGUGAGGGGGAUAUUAAGUGAAAGAUGUAUGGAGCCUCUCUACUAUUUUUGCAACUGUGAAUCAAUAUUUUGAAAUAAAAAUUAAAAAAAAAAACAAUCUUACAGCCUAAAUGUAACAACAAUCAACAAUCAACAGAUCCUUAUGCAUCUGCCCAGUGCUGAUUUAUGAGGCCCUAUGGCAAGCUUAAAGUGAGAAUCGGACACGCCGAGUCAGCCUAGAGAUGCAAUUCAGGCACAGAGUAAGGGAAUUCAGGCACCUUAACCUCGGCUCACCUGACUAAUCUAAAAUUAGCCAUUGUUGAUCUUAUUCUUGCAGAUUCCUGAAAGUGUUGCUAAAAUAAAUAGAAACUGCAUGUAUUCUCUAUGUCCCAGGUUUUCUGGAGGUAGCUGGACAUAGGUGGCAACUAGGAUGGGGAAAACCUUGAAUCAGUGGGUUGCUCAUUGCCAUUCCAGCAAUGUGGCUGGGUGGAACUGGAAGGAAAGGGGGCAGGCUUGCUGCAGAGACUGGGGCUUGCAUCAGGCUUUUGCCCUGGAAGGAUCUGAGGUUACGGCUAAGGAUAUAGCAGAGACGAGGCAUGAACCUAGUACAGCCAGACAAAGAUGAAUGUGGAAUGGGGCCAGGGCCAAGGUCUAAGCAUGACCUAGGCAGAAUGGCCAGGUCUCGGAUGCCCAUGGCCCACGGAGCCAACUGUGUGGACAAGCUCCUAGACACUGCAGCACUGGCUGUCACUCUCAUUUUGAGUUUGCAGCCAGGUGCUGUUCAGCUCUGGUUCCAGUGACUCCACUCUCGACACAGAAUAUGAGUAGUUUGAUCUCCACAGUUGCACUCCCAGGGCUUUACUUCAGCAAGAAACCCAAGGACCAUGCUUCUCCGCUCAGUGGUGGAGCCGGCACUACCUUUGCCAGUUAAGCAACUGUGUACCUUACAGACCUGUAGCCAACGGCAUGAAUCUCUAGGGGGCAAGAGUGAAGGAGGAGAAACGCUAGGGCAGGGAACUUGAGCUUUAGCUUCCUCACAGCUAACUGUGGUGUCUCUGGGGUGCGGUUAAUUAUCACAGAAGACCAUAUUCUGAUGGGAAUUGCGCAGGUUCUUAUGGUUGGUUUUCUAAAUUCUUUGUCUUUCAUUAUUUUUCAAAGAAAAUCUCUAAAGAAAACAAUAAACUGAAAAUGUUCAGCUGUAAAACUUUGCAUCCCCAAAAGAAUUUCAUCCUAAACAUUAUAUAUAAAGAGUGUACACAACUAAGAAAUGAUUUCGGCAACUGCAAAUACUCAGGUACAAUCAGGCCCUGAAUAUAAGCACCACCUCACACCCAAAAGAUUUCUCCAGCGGGGACACUUUUGCCUCAGUGAUACGGAUGUUUCAGUUUAUCCAAAAAUAUGUGCUGAGCCCAAGAGAGAUUUGAGGAAAAGAGAACCAGACAGGCAUCCCAGCCUUGUAUUUCUCUGAGUGUUUUAAACUCUGGGCUCAGUAUGAACUGAGGUCAUUAGAAAGCAAUGUAACUGAGACAGGUUAUGUUAGCUUCCCAAAGAAAUGCCUGUACAAAAAUAAGUUCAAAUGAUAGGCUCCUGUUCCUGCAGAGAACUGAUACAGAGAAUUAUAUUUCCCAUCACUCUUUUUUGUAUAUUUUAUUAAAAAGGAAUCACCACCACUGGUACCCACAAUUCCUUACAGAAGAACCAAAUUUGCUAUUCAGCACAAAAAGAAAGUAUGUUCCAGAAAAAAAAAAAAUUCGCAAAAGCCUGUUUCUUAUUAUCUAUCCUUGGAAAAUAGUAUAAGCCAACAUGAUUGUUUGUUUUACUUUUCUUAGUCUCAGGACAAUUAGAGUAACUAAAUCACUCCAAAUGAUCACAUCUAUUUUUUCCCUUUUAAAGGAGUGUUGGGUUGUUAAAGGAUGGUUGUACCCUGUUUAAUUUUGAAGCUGUCUGUAGCCCUUUAUGGAAGGGCAUGAGUACAUUUCAGUGUGAGGAUGUGUGUUUAUCCACAAGUGCAUUCCAGCUAGCUGCCCCCUUUCCCAGCAGCUCCUGCCUUCGUUUCUCCUUUUCUGAUUGGUCCUCUCACAUCUUAAAGAUCCUGCCUAUAUUCAACACCACAGAGCAGGACUCAUCCAGCAGCUCUAGCUGGCAUAUGUUAAAAGGCCCUGUCGGCCUGCAGAACCUUGCACCCCACAGAAGUCUGAACAGGCUGCCAUGCUGUCUUCAAAUGGUUCAGUCCUGUACCAUGGGGACAGGAUUCAUGCAGACUUUGCAAGUAUUUUCCACUUGGAAUCCAGGCUCAGAGAGCCUCCUUAGUAUAUAUACAGUUAUGAAGGCAGCCAUUGUCACCAAAAGCCUCAGCAAAACUCUGACACCAAAAGCUCUGGCUUCUGUACAUGUGGAAUGGUGUCCAAAGGAGCCAUAUGGGUUAUCGAAAGCUGAGGUUCAGGACACGAAAAUCUGUAGCCUAGGCCAAGAGUCAUGACUCUGUUGAAAAUGCUUAGAAUGGCACACACACCUCCUUUAUAGGUAAGAAGUCCACAUUCACUAGAGUGACUAACAAGUAGCUAGGCAUUUUUCAAGACUCAUUCUAUGAUUAUUGCCCCCAGCUAUCAAAAGAAAAAUAAUCAGCUUCAUUCCAGGCACAUGGCAGUAGCCAGCCAAGCCCUCCUAAAGCUGAGGGCUACCACUGCCUUCCCACCCUAGAGUUCCUGAAGCCACAAUUGGGCUGGCAAGAGAAGGGCUGGAGAGGGGGGCACCCUGAGGAGCUGAGAGCAAGGAGAGCCACCUGCUUUUAAUCAGUUGUUCUGUUAACAGGCCCAAACACACAUCAGGUGAUUCUAAAACCAGGAUGAAGGAUUACAAUUUAUUGGGCACCUACUACAAGCCCAAGUCAGCUUGAUCCUGAAGCCCAGGGCUGACUGUUUAUUUAGCACAAUCUCACCACAUCCCCUCGCUGCAUGGGUGGCCUCAGAGCCUAGGGCUGGGACUCUGUGGGGUGUCCGCAUUUCACUCAGGUUCUCCUUCCAUGAGCUGAGACGAGCAUUCCUCUGGAGCACCAUGUACUUUCCCUAGUUGACUCCAGAAGCUUCCCCAAAGGUCUCCAACCUGGAGCUGUGCUGAGACUGUGUCCAGCGUGACCCAGCAUAGCCCUGGAAGACCCUUCUCCAGUGGGAUCAGGUAGCCAUGAUGGCAAAAAUAAUCACAAUGGAAAUAAAAUCAGAAUGGAGCUCAACUGUCCCACAGAAGCAAGCUAGUACACAGGGCGGCACUGCAGGUCAUCAUCAACCUGUGGAUGAGUAAGGAGUCAUCUCCAGACAUCUGACUCAUUCACAGAGCAUCAUCUUCCUCCAACCUGACAAUCAUUUCUGAGGGGCCUCCAACUUAGUGGACACAUCUGGGGGUGAGCAGCUCUUCUGCAUUCCUCCCUCUGCCCCUCCUCUACCUGCCCAUCUCUAUUUGGAGUAGAGGGUAUGUGGAGGAAGGUAUGUGUUUCCGGGAAAGGCAUCACUAAGACUCUGAGGACAAAGGACAAAGAAUGGACAGAGGGCUACCCAUAGUCAUAGGGACAGCUGUGUUGUCGCUGAGUGACAUUACAGAAUAGGUUCAUCCAAGGGUGAGCUGCAGAGACAACAGGGCCCAGUGAAGUGGUGUGUGUCACAGUUGACACAGCCUUGCUCCAGGGAGAGAGAAAGCCAUGUGCAACCCAUGAGUGCUGUGGCAUGGAACUUCCUUCUGCAUGGAGCUGUGAGUAGACCUGCUUUUGUUGACACCUCAGUGCUCACCUCCUUGUGGAUAACAGAACCUUGAUUCUCUCAAAGAACCACAAUCCCCUCAAUUUGGUCUAUGUAGUUGGGUGAGACUGACCCUAACCCCAGAAGCUGGGUGGGCGCAUCUCUCUUACCCGGCCAAUGAAAACAUUUGAUUGGUUCUGGGAUUCUGGGAUGGGCAUGUAAUUAACCUAACUUGCGAAAAUGGCAGUUUGGAAAGUUUCGCUAAAAUUACCGGGAUAGAGCAUGUGUGGUGUGUGCUGGGAUUCCUGUAUGAUUGACUGUCAGUCUGUAGCUGUGGGAGCAUGCAUGCCCCUGUGCUGAGAAUGUCUACUGAGAAUGGAGCCCGUCCAAGCAAAAUCUUCCCUGAGAGAGGGAGAGCCGCCACUUUCUGCAGACUCAUUCUGCCUAGAGGUCCAGCCAUGCCUGCAGCCAGAUCACUUUUGACCCUCAUGUAGAUGUGAUCAUGAAUCCUCUUUUUUUGCUUCAAUUAGUUUGAAAUAGCUUCUACCUUGCACUGAAUAGUGCUAAGAAAUCUAAGUGGGAACAUAAAGGCUUAUAUGGAACAUAAACAAUAUGAGAUCAGCAGCACUGAGAUUCAGCAGAUAUGCACAAUUAGGACUAUCCUGUUGUUAAUUAUUGAACUAUGCCCAUUACAGUUGUUAAACAGCCAUCCCAACUGCAGCGACCCACUGUGGCCCGGGUCCCCUGGAUCAUACCCUGGCAUGCCUUGGACUCCACCACAAUCUAUAAACCAAAGGGUAAGUGCCUGGCACAAUAGGAGCCUCUGCUGGCAGCCUCUGCAACAGGUCUAUUGAAGGUCAUCAAUGACUCUUAGGUUUCAAAGCUCAAUGGUCAUUUCUCAGUUCUUAUCCCACUUGGCUUAUCAACAAUACUUGACCACUCCCACCUUGAAUCACUCUACCUGGCUUCCAGGACAUCUUUCACACCUGCAGUUUCUACUACCUUUCUGGCUACUUCUCCAUUUCUUCAGCUGGCCCUGCCCAUGUCCUUACCCUCUAAAGGUUGGUGUGCCCAGGGCACAGUCCUCUGACCUCUUUGCCACGUGCAUGCAUUCUUGAUAAUCUUACCCACUCUCAUGACUUUAAACACUAUUCCAAAUUUAUGUCUCACCUGAACCUCUCUCUUGAAGCCCAAAUUCAUAUGCCCAAUAGCCAUCAUGAUGCCUCCACCUGGAUGUAUGAUAGGCAUGUCGAAAUUCACAUGUGGCCCUACAGCCACUCUUCCUGUGAUCAUACUGGUUUAAUUUUCCAAUUGCUGAAGCAUAAAUUCUCCAUCUUAGUCCUCUCUCUCAUGCAUGCAUUUCCUGCACUUGAUUUGUCAUCAUAUCCUAUCAAAUGUAUCUUUAAACAUGUCCAUCAUCUGAUCACAUCACACCAUCUUUGCUGUCAUGUUCCUGAUCCAAGCCACCAUCCUCUCUCACCUGGAUUACUGCAAUGGCCUCCAGCAACAGCUUCCUAACUAGUCUCCAGCUUCUGCCUUUGACCCACCACAGACUACUCUUGGCACAGCAGCCAGAGUGAUUCUUAUCAAUAUGUCGGUUCACGUCAUCCCUGCUCAAAACCCUCCAAUGCUUCCUGUCUAUUUGAAAUAAUAAUAACACCAUAAUCUUGCACCAACUACCCUCUGUGACCUCCCUCACCUCCACCCCAACUAACUCCCUGCACUCCACUUUUACAGGCCUCAGCCACGCCCUGCUCUUCCCUGGGUCUAACACAUUCUUUUCUCAGUUAGUUGCAUAACUUUUUCUCCACUUUGCCCAAGUCUUAAUUCAAAGAGUAUUUCCUUGAUAAGGGCUUCACUUGCCACCUCAUCUAAGAUUUCAGUGCCUACCUCUAUCUGCUUGGUUUUUUACACUUACACUUAUAAUUAUCUAAUAUUCUUUAUGGUUCACUCAUUUAUAUUGGUUUAUGUCUAUCCUCAUGAAAAUGUGAAUUCAAUAAGGACAGGAGACUUUUAUUUUUUACUAUUUUGCUUGUUCUGUCAAGCAGCAAAUACCAGGUAUUGCACACUAUUGAUAAAUGAUUUUGAAGGAAUUGGCGAGACCCAUUUUAUACUGAUUGUAAAUAUCUUGAAUGUCAUUCCUGGGAUUCCCUCUUGCUUGGCCCCCACAGAUUCCUGGAGAAAACCAGCAACCAUCUUUUUCUAUUCUCACCCCUAAAUGAAAUAAAAAUACCGACUGAUCUCUAAGUGGACUUCAGAGAACUGGGUAGCUGUAAGAAGGACCUGGGGGAGGGCCAAGCAAUCUGUUCACUGGGAGAGAUGCCCCAUGACAGAGAUGCCUAAAUUAACGUCUGAUUUGUACACCACCAUAUAUGAAGUUAGCUUCUAAGCAUUCAGAAACCCUCAUCACAGGAGGAACAGCCCUGGGGUUGCUCACACACCCCCACGGGAGGGCCUGACCUCCAAGGUUGUGCCUGACUCCACACCUCUGUGCCACCUGCCCAGUCACCAUAGGCAGAGGGUGGUUUCCUGCCAUUUAGGUCUGAAAAAGCCACAGAGCAUGUGGGACUUCAAGUCUGUUCACAAAGGUUUAACUGGCAGAAGGAAUUUCAGGAGUAGGAUGAAGGAUGUACAGGAAUAGGAGACAGAAAAAUCAGGGAAACAGAUGGGCAUGCUCUUGGCAGGACUUCUUUAGAGAAGGAGGAGGUGAGGAGAAACAUCAAAGCCAAGGCAGUGCCAUGCCCAGAGAGCAUGGCUGCCCG